Anarrhichthys ocellatus (wolf-eel) is the source of this 914-nucleotide messenger RNA. It is a transcript of the gene atp5f1d, whose product is annotated as ATP synthase F1 subunit delta. Gene Ontology annotation, molecular function: proton-transporting ATP synthase activity, rotational mechanism. Lineage: Eukaryota; Metazoa; Chordata; Actinopteri; Perciformes; Anarhichadidae. The coding region runs from base 134 to 616 and encodes 160 amino acids. The transcript is spliced from 4 exons. Gene Ontology annotation, biological process: proton motive force-driven ATP synthesis. The record is from RefSeq and is a predicted model, not a curated record.
GCCACCGUAAAGCUUUAUGGGUAGGUUUCCAACGUCCUUGUCCUACCGAGCGCACACCGACUGCCUUCACGCAAAGGGGCUUUGAGGAUCUCUGUCAUUCGCUUGAACUUGAAUAAAAAUCUGAUUUUCAGACAUGAUGGCAGCAAGAUUUCUCCGCCGUUCCCUCCCCGUGCUGAGGCACGCUCGCUCCUACGCCGAGGCCGUGUCCGGUGCCCCGCAGAUGUCCUUCACAUUCGCCUCCCCGACACAGGUGUUUUUCAAUGGGGCCAGUGUGAAACAGGUAGACGUGCCCACACUCACCGGUGCGUUCGGUAUCCUCCCCGCCCACGUGCCCACCCUCCAGGUGCUCCGGCCUGGUGUUGUAACGGUCUUUGGUGACGACGGCUCUGCUGCUAAAUUCUUUGUGAGCAGUGGGUCAGUAACAGUCAACGCUGAUUCUUCAGUGCAACUGCUAGUUGAGGAGGCUGCUCCUUUGGACCAGCUGGACAUCGCUGCUGCCAGGGCCAACCUGGAGAAGGCCCAGUCCGACAUGGCAGGCCUGUCUGACGAGGCGGCGAGGGCGGCGGUUCAGAUCAGCAUAGAGGCCAACGAGGCCAUGGUCAAGGCUCUGGAGUAGACCUGUGGUACGACAUCUCGGCUGAUCAUCACAGACGUGUCCUGUUAAUUAGUUUAACCCGACAGCGUAGUGACGCAUGUGCUCAGUUGUUAAUGGAGUCGAAAAUGGAAAUAUUGACGCCAAAUUACCCUGAGUCACUGUGUCUCUUUCCCCCCCCUCCUCUAGGUAAUCUUUUCUGUUUCUUUGAUGGAAAUUAAUGGUCCAUCUGUUUCCAGCUCUGUCACGUCAGUGUCCAGAAGAGUCCAUGCUUGCUUUGUACAGUGGAUGAAUUACAAAAUAAAUUUAUUUGGAAAUACCU